AUGGCUGAGGUGAAUAAAAACGAGGAACUGCUGAAGAAAGUUAAUAGCAAAUUUGUGGAACACGAGUCAACACUCAAGAUGAAGCAAAUCAGUCUAGAAAUUGAGUACGAGAAAAUGCUUCGAUUGUUAUAUCAUAGACGUCAAGACAUCAUUACUGGGAAAGUCACCCCAUUUUUAGAGGAAUCGGAACUGCACGAAACAAAGAAGGAAGAACCUAAGACACAAAUUUUGGUUCAAGAAAAAGACACGAAAGUUGAUGUUACAAACAAUGAAGAAGUGGCUCAACAAACAGACGCGCCGCACGCCACAGAACCACUUUCAGUGGAAAAGUGUGGUGUUCCAUUUUUCUGGGUACGGUUGCUGUAUAAGCUUGGUCUUUUUAUGUCGUACACCCCUUCUGAUGAUGAUUAUAUAGCGUUCUCUUAUUUGACGAACAUACAGACGACAACUCACCAACCAAUGUUUGAUACCUCCACGUUCUUAAUUCAAAUGGGAAAGACUGUCACUUUCACCUUCGACGACAAUCCAUAUUUCACUAACAAAACUCUUUCAGUGACUUUGAAGUGGAAAGAAAACGAGUCUGGCGACGAACCAAUCAAUUUUGGGAAGCUCCGCCCCGUCGGUAAAGUCCAUUGGAAGAUCAAUUUAGUGAAAAUCAAGAAGUCCUCGUUCUUCAACAUCUUUGAAAAGAGUCAAAUACAACCAGAAGACUUUAGUAAUGUCCUCGGCUUGUUUAGACUCAUCGACUUAAAGGCAAUCGACUACUUCUUUACUACUGCCUGA
Entamoeba invadens IP1 is the source of this 783-nucleotide messenger RNA. RefSeq lists its product as hypothetical. Gene Ontology annotation, cellular component: nucleus; chromatin. Gene Ontology annotation, biological process: nucleosome assembly. Gene Ontology annotation, molecular function: histone binding; chromatin binding. The record is from RefSeq and is a predicted model, not a curated record. The transcript has a single exon. Lineage: Eukaryota; Evosea; Mastigamoebida; Endamoebidae. The coding region runs from base 1 to 783 and encodes 260 amino acids.